Molecule: messenger RNA, 1546 nt
Organism: Exophiala oligosperma
Lineage: Eukaryota; Fungi; Ascomycota; Eurotiomycetes; Chaetothyriales; Herpotrichiellaceae
Exons: 1
Coding region: 1-1398 (465 amino acids)
Cellular component (GO): mitochondrion
Molecular function (GO): pyridoxal phosphate binding; transaminase activity
Source: RefSeq, a predicted model, not a curated record
AUGGCUCCUAUGAUUGAGGACAGCGUCUCCCACACAAUCAACGCCCCCGGCAAACCCGUCAGCGAACCCACCUUGUAUUCCAACGUAAAUGAGGAGCACCUUCAGGCCAUUGCAUCGAGUUGCCUAGCCAAUUAUGGUACCAAGUUCGAGAAAGAUGUCGUGGUUGGUAGCAAAGGGCUGUACGUCUACACCGCCAGUGGCCACAAGGUCCUUGAUUGGACAUCGGGUCAAAUGUCAUGCUUGAUCGGACAUGGACACCCCGAGAUUGUGUCUACGAUCCACGCUCAUGCCGAGAAUUUGGACCAUCUCUUUUCGGGCAUGCUAUCGCCGCCUGUGAUCAAUCUGGCCCAGAGGCUGACAUCCCUCUUGCCCGAUGGUCUUGACAAAGCAUUCUUCCUCUCGACGGGAGGCGAGUCCAAUGAAGCCGCCAUCAAGAUGGCCAAGGUGUACACCGGCAAAUUCGAAAUAGUUGGCUUGGGAGCGAGCUGGCAUGGUGUUACAGCCCAGGCCUUAGGCACACAGUACCAUUAUGGCCGUAAAGGACAAGGUCCAACGAUGCCUGGAAUGCAUAUGCUUCCCCCACCAAAUACUUAUCGAUCCAUUUUUCGCAAGCCUGAUGGUUCGUAUGAUUGGGAGACUGAGCUCAACUAUGGUUGGGACCUAAUUGACCGGGCAUCUUGCGGAUCACUAGCUGCAUGCAUCGUCGAAUGUAUCCAAUCCUCGGCUGGGAUGCACGUUCUUCCACCAGGAUACCUGAAGGCAUUGAAGAAGCAUUGUGAGAAGCGAGGGAUGCUCCUCAUCGUCGACGAGGCUCAGACUGGCGUUGGGCGAUGUGGAGACCUCUUUGCUAUCGACCACGAAGGCGUUGUCCCCGACAUCCUGACCCUCAGUAAGACUCUGGGAAAUGGCUUACCUUUGAGCGCCGUGAUCACGAGCUUGGAGAUCGAACGUGUCUGCGCAGAAAGAGAUUUCUGCUUCUAUACCACUCAUGUCAAUGAUCCCCUACCUGCAUCAGUAGGAGACAAGGUCUUGGAGAUUGUGGUCAGGGACAACCUCGUGGAGAAUUCCCGUACCCUGGGCUUGAGGUUACAGGCCGGACUGCAGAAGCUCAAGGAACGUUACGGUUGCGUCGGUGACGUGCGAGGGCGAGGACUGAUGGCUGGAUUGGAAAUUGUGGGAGACCGCGAGACCAAGGCACCGGCCCUCGACCUCGCACGCAGAAUUGCUGACAAGAUGUAUGAACUGGGCUUAUGGGCAAACUUGAGCAGCCAUUCCAGCUUCGGAGGCGUCUUCAGAAUAGCACCACCCAUCGUGCUCACUGAAGAGCAGCUGGAUGAGGGUUUGGAGAUCAUGGUGAAAGCAUUUCAUAUGACUGAAGGAACGAUGCCGUUGAACUGAUUGGAGACAUUGGACUUGAAAAAAGUCGAUUGAAAGGUAUUUGAGCUAAGUUUGUGAUGCUGGAGCAUGAUAUGAUGAACAGAUCGAUGUCGAUAUGAAUUAGCGCUACAAAGACAUGAAUGAUGAUCAUAACGAUUGAACACUGAAU